AUGGGCAGUCUGAAGGACCUAGAGGUCCUGGACUUCAACCAGAACUGCUUCAAUGGAUCAAUACCAGAAGCAUUAGGCAACCUGUCUCAGCUCUUCUACCUUGAUGCAAGCAAGAAUCAGCUCACUGGAUCAAUAUUUCCAGGAAUAAAUAUUUGCCUACAGGAAUUUGAUAUAUCAGAUAACAACUUCAAUUCGGAACUCCCAGCAUCUAUUGGUGAGCUGGGAAAUCUGACUGUCCUGGUUGCAAUGAGAGCAAAGCUCAUAGGCAGCAUACCAAAAGAACUUGGUAACUGCAAGAAGCUUACUCACCUGCGUCUGUCCUUCAAUGCCUUCACUGGUUGUAUGCCCAAAGAACUUGCAGGUUUAGAAGCUAUUGUCCGUUUUGAGGUGGAAGGUAACAAUUUGUCAGGUCAUAUUGCUGAUUGGAUUCAAAACUGGGGAAAUGUUGUAUCUAUAAGACUGGGAAAUAACAAGUUCAAUGAUUCUAUACCUCCUGGCAUAUGUCAAGCCAACUCUCUUCAGUCACUCGACUUGAAUUUUAACAAUCUGACAGGGAGUAUCAAGGAGACAUUUAUAAGGUGCAGGAACCUUACUCAACUGAAUUUGCAAGGCAACCAUUUCCAUGGUGAGAUACCAGAAUAUUUGGCUGAGUUACCGCUCACAAUUCUGCAAUUGCGCUACAACAAUUUUACAGGAGUCUUGCCUACCAAGUUGUUUAAUUCAUCAACAAUUUUGGAGAUAGAUCUCAGCUAUAGUAAGCUCACUGGCUGUAUUCCAGAGAGCAUUGGUGAGCUCCGCGGCUUGCAGAGGUUGCGGAUGAGCAGUAACUGCUUGGAAGGACCAAUCCCGCCGGCGAUAGGUGCUCUAAAGAAUUUGAAUGAAAUUUGUCUUGAUGGGAAUAGACUAUCUGGGAACAUCCCGCAAGAGCUCUUCAACUGCAGAAACCUAGUCAAGCUAAACCUGAGCUCUAAUAAUCUGAACGGAACCAUCUCGAGAUCCAUAUCUCAAUUGACUUCACUCACUGGCUUGGUUUUGUCUCACAACCAACUCUCUGGUUCCAUUCCUGCUGAGAUAUGUGGGGGAUUCACGAAUCCAUCUCACCCUGAAUCAGACAAGACCCUGAACCUUCUGGAUGUCAGUAACAACAACCUCUCUAGUAAAAUCCCGUCAUCUUGUACUGGGUUUGAAGGAUCAUCGAGCCAACUGAUCUUGUUCAAUGCAAGCAGUAACCAUUUCUCAGGGAGCCUAGAUGGAUCUAUCUCAAAUUUUGCGCAUUUGUCUUCUCUUGAUAUCCACAACAGUAGCCUCAACGGGAGCUUGCCAGCAGCACUCUCCAAUCUCAGUUUGUACUACCUUGAUGUCUCAAAGAAUGAUUUCAGUGGUGCCAUCCCUUCUGGUAUGUGCAAUCUAUCUAACAUUACGUUUGUCGAUUUCUCUGGUAAAAUUAUUGGCAUGCAUAGCUUCUCAGAUUGUGCAGCAUCAGGCAUUUUUGCUGCUAAUAGUACCAGUACCAAUCAUGUGGAGGUUCAUAUACCUCAUGGAGUUGUAAUAGCACUGAUCAUUAGUGGCGCCAUCCUCAUUGUGGUUCUUCUUGUGGUUUUUGUGAGAUGGAUGAUGUUGAGAAACAGGUCAUUACCUCUUGUAUCUGCCAGUGAAUCCAAGGCUACAAUUGAGCUUGAGCCAACCUCCAGUAAAGAUCUCCUAAGAAAAAAGUCAAGGGAACCUCUGAGCAUCAAUCUUUCUACAUUUGAGCAUGGACUGCUGAGGGUUACCAUGGAUGAUAUCCUGAAAGGUACCAAUAAUUUCAGCGAGGUGCACAUCAUAGGCCAUGGUGGGUUUGGGACUGUCUAUGAAGCAGCAUUCCCUGAAGGACAGAGGGUCGCUAUCAAGAGGCUUCAUGGUAGCUACCAGUUCCUUGGUGACCGUCGAUUCCUUGCUGAGAUGGAGACCAUUGGAAAGGUGAAGCAUCAUAACCUUGUUCCCCUAGUUGGCUACUGCGCUCAUGGUGAUGAGCGUUUCCUGAUCUAUGAAUACAUGCAUCAUGGGAGCCUUGAGACGUGGCUGAGGAACCAUGAAAAUACACCUGAAACAAUUGGAUGGCGUGAACGUCUCAGGAUCUGCCUUGGUUCUGCUAAUGAACUCAUGUUCCUCCACCAUGGCUUUGUGCCCCAUAUCAUCCAUCGGGACAUGAAAUCAAGCAACAUUCUAUUGGAUAAGAACAUGGAGCUGAGGAUCUCUGACUUUGGCCUUGCAAGGAUAAUCAGUGCCUAUGACACCCAUGUUAGCACCACCGUCUCUGGCACGCUUGGUUACAUUCCCCCAGAAUAUGCGCUGAUUAUGGAAUCUACCGCGAGGGGAGAUGUCUACAGCUUUGGCGUAGUCAUGCUGGAGGUGCUCACUGGACGGCCACCUACAGGGAAAGAGGUGGAAGAAGGCGGUGGGAACCUUGUCGACUGGGUGCGGUGGAUGAUUGCACGCGGUCGGGAGGGUGAGUUGUUUGAUCCAUGCCUUCCCGUUUCAGGUCUGUGGCAUGAACAGAUGGUUCGUGUGCUUGCCAUUGCUCAGGAUUGCACUGCCGACGAGCCAUCGAAGAGGCCGACCAUGGUGGAGGUGGUGAAGGGACUCAAGAUGGUCCAGCUGAUGAAACAUGAAUCUCACAACCUCCAGCAAUUUGUGGCGCAGCCAUGA
Miscanthus lutarioriparius is the source of this 2688-nucleotide messenger RNA. The record is from the annotation of a GenBank genome assembly. NCBI's taxonomy places the organism in Eukaryota, Viridiplantae, Streptophyta, Magnoliopsida, Poales, Poaceae.